This is a messenger RNA of Neltuma alba, 2016 nucleotides long. RefSeq lists its product as uncharacterized. Bases 1 to 2016 code for a protein of 671 amino acids. The record is from RefSeq and is a predicted model, not a curated record. NCBI's taxonomy places the organism in Eukaryota, Viridiplantae, Streptophyta, Magnoliopsida, Fabales, Fabaceae. The transcript has a single exon.
AUGAAGCCUUCUGGUGUGUCUGAGGAUCAGAUUAAGAUGCGUGCCUUCCUAUUUUCUUUGGAAAGUUCUACGAAGAAUUGGCUUCUUCGGUUACCUCCUGGAUUCAUUACUUCAUGGGACCAGCUGAAAAGGUUGUUUUUGGAAAAGUAUUUCCCAGCAUCUCGUACUUCCUCCAUCAGGAAGGAUAUUUGUGGUUGUCGACAAAUGUCUGGUGAAUCCUUAUAUGAGUAUUAUGAGCGCUUUAAGGCAUUGUUAUCUUGUUGUCCUCACCACCAAAUUUCAGAUACAUUGUUGAUUCAAUAUUUGCAUGAAGGGCUCUUGCCUCUUGAGAGAGAUUUACUAGAUUCUGCUGCUGGAGGUGCUCUUCUUGACUUGACUGUUGAAGCUGCUUGGAGAUUGAUUGAAAAGAAAGCUGAAAAUACCCAACAGUUUGGUACUAGGCAGCAAGCUAGAGUAAAUGAAGUUGGAUUGCAUUCAUCUUAUUCUGAGUCUCGCCUUGAGAGCAAAAUUGAUAAGUUAACAUCUGCUAUGGAGAAAAUGGUUGUAUUUCAGAUGAAAAACUCCCAAAAUAUGGCUCCUUCUGUGGGAUCUUCCUCUGCUUUCAUCCCACAAGCUGACUCUACAGCUCUAAUUGGGCCACUUUGCUCUAUUUACUCUCUAGCUACUCACACCACUGACUCUUGCCCUUACCUAAAUGAUGGAGUUGACUCGUGUAAUGCAGUAUACCACACUAAGCCUAUGACUCAAGGUGGCCAGAAAUAUGAUCCUUACUCAAAUACAUACAACCCUGGAUGGCGUGACCAUCCAAAUCUCAGAUAUGGGAGUGGCCAGCCUCAACAAUCACAGUUCAAUCAAGGCAUAAACUCUUCUGGUGGUAAAAUGUUCCAACAAGUUAGGCAAACUAUGCCCAAUCAAGAUGAGAGUUCAAAGUUAGAAGGCAUGAUGAAACUCCUGAUGGAUAAGUUUGAACAAAAGGAUUUGCAACAUAGCCAAGAAAUUCAGAAUCUUCAAACUCAAAUUGGGCAGUUAUCUAAUGCAUUUAGUAACAUGCAAAGUCAAGGCUCAGGGAAGUUGCCAUCUCAAGUAGUAGUUAACCCUAAUGUUGGCACCCAGCAGAAUCCUAACAUUGGUGGAAUUAAUGCUAUAUCUCUUAGAAGCGGAAAUUCAAUUACCUCUGCAGAUCCUGUCACUACCCAUGCUUCAACGAACAAGGAAGCUAUCAUUAAAGAUUCUCCCCCUGCUUCCACAUCGCAUAAUAAGUCCACUUUAUCAAUACCACAUGUGGCAUUGCAAGAAGAGCAAGAAAAAGAUGGGGAAGGGAAGAAAGUGAGUGAGCAAGUCUUACCUUUUCCUACAGGGGUGAUUAAGGCUGAAAGGAGAAAGAAAGAAGCUGAGAUGUUCAAAGAAGUUUAUGAUAUCUUCAAAAAGGUGGUAAUCAAUGUUCCAUUAGUUGAUCUAGUUGCACAAGUGCCUAAGUAUGCGAAGUUUUUGAAGGAGUUGUGUACCACCAAGAGAAGGCUUAAGCAUGAUGGCAAAGUUGACUUAGGGGCGGUUGUCUCCUCUCUUUAUCAAAUGCCAAUGCCAGUGAAGUGCAAGGAUCCUGGUAGCUUUCUCAUACCGUGCACCAUUGGUAACAUUGAGUUUUCAGAUGCUCUAGUAGAUCUAGGAGCGGCCAUCAAUGUCAUGCCAAAAUCAGUUUUUGCUCAACUUCAAGGUGUGGAUCUUAAGCCUACAAAUCUAAUCGCUUCUCUUGCUGACAGACACUGUGUAGUUCCAGAAGGAGUCUUGGAGGAUGUCUUGGUGAAGGUAAAAGAUCUCAUAUUUCCUGUAGACUUCUAUGUUCUUGAUAUGGAUGAUGCUAGAUUUAGGCAAAAGGGACAUUUAUCUUUGAUUUUGGGUAGGCCAUUUCUUAAGACUGCUAGGGCUAUGAUAGAUGUGCAUGCUGGUACUCUUACUAUGGAAUUUGCUGGUAAAAUCAUUAGAUUUGAUGUGCUUGACUCUAUGAGACAUCCCUGA